AUGUCGCCAGUCGACGACACAUUCCUUUCGGCAGCUGUGGAUGACUCGGUAAGACUAUGGGAUCUGCGCUCUCCCGCGGCACAGGGCAACCUUCGUGUGCAAGGGCAUCCAGUUGUCGCCUAUGAUCCGUCUGGCCUCGUCUUUGGCAUCGCAUUGAACGAACGCUCGUCUAUACUCCUCUAUGACCUGCGCAAAUUCGACCAGAAUCCGUUUGCGACCAUCACCAUUGACGAUACAGCAGCCUUAUCGCAAAUGAUGAUGCCCCCCCGUAUUCCCGUCAUUACGUAUCUCAGCUUUAAUCAGACAGGUCAGUAUUUGCUGGCCGGCACGUCUGGUGAUGUGCACUAUAUUGUCGAUACCUUUUCUGGCAAACUCAUUUACCGCCUUACUGGCCAUGUUGGACUGGAACGUGCUGAUGGCGCCUCAGUGGGCCUUGUUCCGAAGGCGGGCAUCAGCGGUCAGGAGCUGUGUUGGACUCCUGAUGGGCGGAUGAUCGUGGGUGGUUCGGCGGCUGGACAAGUUCAUGUUUGGGCCUUGCCAGAUCAGCCGCCAGCAACACCGCCUGUCACGCUUCAUUCAACUACGACACUACAAGGUCAAGAAGGAACGCCUCGCGUCGUAGCGUUUAACCCACGCUGCGCGCACUUGUGCACGGCUGGAACCCAGGUCGCAUUUUGGCUACCAGAUUUGUCGUGA
Malassezia globosa CBS 7966 is the source of this 696-nucleotide messenger RNA. RefSeq lists its product as uncharacterized. The transcript has a single exon. Bases 1 to 696 code for a protein of 231 amino acids. Gene Ontology annotation, molecular function: chromatin binding; protein binding. Gene Ontology annotation, cellular component: Set1C/COMPASS complex. Lineage: Eukaryota; Fungi; Basidiomycota; Malasseziomycetes; Malasseziales; Malasseziaceae. The record is from RefSeq and is a predicted model, not a curated record.